CACUCCCACUCAUACAAACCGGAAGCGCGGUCGAAUUUAUAUUCUUGACUUUGAACCCCUCAACGUGAUUCUCAUUGAGCUUUUUCCAGAAGAAACCGCAGUAAAUUAACGCGAUGUUGAACGUGGAAACUUCUCCAUCUGAAUUACAUCUGCAUAAACUUUCAGCGAAGAUCAAAGGACUAUUCCGAAGAAACGUUUCCUCGUCCGAUAGAAAUGACAUUUCCGACUACUUAAACGCUGCUAGGAACGAGCUGAAAGGGUACGAGGUUGAGAUCAACAAGCUCAAAGCAACUAUCCUCUCUUUGGAAAACAGGCGAGACCUGCUGAAGUACAAGAUGGAUCGAUAUCGUUCUCUGUUAUCACCGAUUCAUCGAUUGCCAACUGAGGUGUUGGAAAACAUUUUCAAGCACGACGCGCGAGCGGUCCAAGUUCGUGCGAGAGUUGUGCCCAAAAUUGUCAGUCUCUCUAUGGUGUGCGGUCGUUGGCGCGAGGUCAUCUGUUCGACGCCAUCGUUAUGGGCCAACAUCGACCUGGACGUGGAACGAUUGGACAACUACGCUUCGACCGACGAUGACAUUACCCACCUUACAUAUGUACUCCAACUUUUCCUAGCUCGCUCGAGGUCUGCACCGUUGAAUCUCGACCUAUUCAUACCCUCUUCAGAGCCUGUCCAUCGGACUACCAAACUACUUGAUGUCCUUGCCCCAAGCAUGAAUCGGUGGAGGGUUAUCUGCUUGAAUGCAUCAACCGAAAUAUUCGAACAUCCUGCCUUUCAGUUGCUUCCCCAGCGGCUUCCCUCCCUCCAACAUGUCACCUUGGUUUCACCGAGCGAACACUAUAUCAACCUAUUCAACAAAUGCCCUUCUCUCACAUCCCUCGAGCUCGACUUUUGUCAAGAGACACCUUACAGAUUCGAGCGAGAGUGGCCGGGAAUCAAGACUCUCGAUAUUAGCCUAAAUCCAUCUAGUUCCACCGCGUUCGUAUCGUCCUUUCUAAAAGUGUGUCCAAACAUGGAAAGACUUACCGUUUGGACUUCUGCUACGCGUCCAGAACUCGAAUCUCUCAUUGUUCUCCCUCGCCUUAAAUCACUGACUUGUAAUGGCCCCCAUAUACUCUCUCUCUUCCAGUAUCUUUCACUUCCAAACAUGUCGACGAUGACCCUAGACAUAGAUGAUGGUGAAUGGGACGUCCAGAGUUUCGCGGAAUUUUUGUCUCGUUCAAGUUGUAACAUCACACAUUUGACCCUCGAACCCCCAUAUUCGUCGACUGAUUACGCCCCCGUGCUAUCCUUCCUGCGACUUCUUCCAACAGUCCAGGAACUUCAUCUUGACGUGCGAGCGAAUAAUGGGGCCCUCUUCGGCACGUUUUUAGAUCAACUGUUCGUGGGACAGCUCAGCUCGCCCCUACUGCCUCAUCUAACCGAUCUAACCCUCAUCAUUAAUGAACGCUGCUUCAAAGAAGGGCCUCUUGUGCGUGCCGUCAAAUCGAGAUGGCUCCCUGACUUACAGGACCCAUCGGAGGCUGGCGUCACAUGCUUACGGUCACUCAAACUCGAGGUGAUGGGCGACAAAUUUGCCCCUACCCUGGAACCUCUACUCUAUCUCAGAGAUGCUGGGUUGAGAGUGGAUGUCUUUUUAAUUGAUUAUGGUGAUUAUCUCUAUAGGUGAAUAAUUGUAGUUCCCUCGCUCAUCGUCCAUUAUGUUUCUGUAAUCUUUAGCCCACGAGUCCAGUCAGGCUAAGCGAACAUUUGAGAUGUUUACCCCUGCUUGGGUGUCUUUCGUAGGUGGCAUGCCAUUGUAUAAGAGUCUUUUUCGGGCGGUUAUGACGGGUAUGUUGGUAAGGAAUGAAGUUCGAGCAUCCUUUCCACGUACCUUUUUCCUUUUCGACUUCAGCAAAAGAAUCAAG
This is a messenger RNA of Marasmius oreades (fairy-ring Marasmius), 1905 nucleotides long. RefSeq lists its product as uncharacterized. The transcript is spliced from 2 exons. NCBI's taxonomy places the organism in Eukaryota, Fungi, Basidiomycota, Agaricomycetes, Agaricales, Marasmiaceae. Gene Ontology annotation, molecular function: protein binding. The record is from RefSeq and is a predicted model, not a curated record. The coding region runs from base 114 to 1667 and encodes 517 amino acids.